AUGAGUGAUUCAGAGUUGAACACAGUCAUUGAAUUUAACAAAUACAAGAUAUUGAUAGUCAUUUUCACGGCACUAGUUGCCUCGAUUGCUGCCGAACUUUUGUCUUAUUUUUUAUUUUUUAGGAAAAGUGACUUUCUAAAAUUACAAGACAAUUUAUUUAAAUCAAGAGCAAAGUUAGACAAAUUAAAAUUAAAGGAUAGGACAGGAAUAAUCACUGAGAAUGCAACUUUAUCUUCGAGUUAUUCAAACAAAGUGAAGAAAAAUCCUAAAAUUGAAUCUCUAGAGCAAAGUAUUACGAACUUGAAUUAUAAGAUUUCAAUGAUUAAGAUGAAAUCAGGUAUAUUAGUAGGUAUUUUGUUUGCUGCACUCAUUCCUCUGAAAAAUACAUUUUUUGGAGAUCUACCAAUCUGUAAGCUCCCAUUUGAACCAAUUAAGAUAUUUAGAUUAGUUACUCAAGCUGGGCUUAAGAAUGCUUCAGUAGAUGAUGCAGGAAGUAUUUUUAUUUUUGGACAGGCGUUUAUGGCUUUUAGAAUGGCCAUACAGAAGGCAGUCUAUUUUGACACUUCAACAUCAUUUGGGAGAAUGUAA
This is a messenger RNA of Cryptosporidium ubiquitum, 588 nucleotides long. RefSeq lists its product as uncharacterized. The record is from RefSeq and is a predicted model, not a curated record. The coding region runs from base 1 to 588 and encodes 195 amino acids. The transcript has a single exon. Gene Ontology annotation, cellular component: cytoplasm; endoplasmic reticulum membrane. Gene Ontology annotation, biological process: endoplasmic reticulum calcium ion homeostasis. NCBI's taxonomy places the organism in Eukaryota, Apicomplexa, Conoidasida, Eucoccidiorida, Cryptosporidiidae. Gene Ontology annotation, molecular function: calcium channel activity.